AUGUACGGAUCGGAGACUUGGGCAGCACCAUCAACGGUUAUGGAGAAGCUUGACUGCACGGAACGAAAGCUGCUUAGACGGCUACUUGGUUACUUUUGGCCUAGGGUAUGUAACAAUGAAGAUCUUUACACAGAAAUUGAUGUGGUGUACCGGCGGAUGACUCGUAAAAGACAUCAACAUCUUGCACCGCCGUCGAAAGUGGCUAAAGCAAAUCGUCUUCGCUUCUUUGGUCAUAUAUUAAGAAGACCGGCAGAUCGCCUUGUUCAACGAGUUCUGAGGAGUUCGUCGGGUUCGAGCUGGAAAAGCCACCUGGCCGAAAACGGAAGUUCUGGACUGAGAAUAUGGAAUAGCGACGAAUGGAUUGAUCCUGUGCAAGCUCUCGCAGAAGAUCGAGAAGGUUGGGCAGAACUGUGUUCAAAGACGGCACAAGUCGGCGAAGAUGCGGAAGUUCAGGGACGGUGCCAAAAUACACGGGAGAGAUGCGAAGACGCUCCGACAUGCCACUGCCCCGACGACUACGAAAAAGUGGAACGAUGCCAGGUCAACAUCAAAAUCAACCACAUAAGAACGCCGAAGGAGAGUCACAUGGGAGUCUACUGCCCUCACAAUAACUAA
Messenger RNA from Necator americanus (New World hookworm), 615 nucleotides. RefSeq lists its product as uncharacterized. The coding region runs from base 1 to 615 and encodes 204 amino acids. The record is from RefSeq and is a predicted model, not a curated record. Lineage: Eukaryota; Metazoa; Nematoda; Chromadorea; Rhabditida; Ancylostomatidae. The transcript is spliced from 4 exons.